CGCAUAUUCUCCACGAGGAUGUAAGGGCCUGGAACGGAAUUGGUAGCCCUCUUCUCAGUGUCAAAUUUUAGGCACAUCAUGGCGGUCGGCAAGAACAAGCGACUGUCUAAAGGAAAAAAGGGAACUAAAAAGAAGAUUAUUGACCCUUUCGUGAAAAAGGAUUGGUAUGAUGUCAAGGCUCCCGCACUUUUUGCCAACAGAAACCUUGGCAAAACCCCAGUGACAAGGACCCAAGGGACAAAGAUUGCAUCAGAUGGACUAAAAGGUAGAGUUUUUGAAAUCAGCCAAGCAGAUUUACAGUCAGAUGAAACUUCAGCUUUCCGAAAAUUCAAGCUUAUUGUUGAAGAUAUACAAGGACGCCACUGCUUGACAAACUUCCAUGGUGUCAAUAUGACAACUGAUAAACUCCGAUCACUUGUCAAGAAAUGGCAGACAAUGAUUGAAGCUCAUAUUGAUGUGAAGACAACAGAUGGAUAUCUCUUGAGAGUAUUUUGUAUUGGAUUCACCAAAAAGAGAAUGAACCAAAUCAAAAAAACAUGUUAUGCUAAAUCAAGUCAGGUUCGUGCCAUUCGUAAGAAGAUGGUUGACAUUAUUUCAAAGGAAGUAACCUCAAAUGAUCUGAAGGAAGUUGUCAAAAAGCUGAUCCCAGACAGCAUGAGCAAAGAAAUUGAAAAGUCAUGCCAGUCAAUUUAUCCAAUCCAUGAAGUCUAUAUUCGCAAAGUCAAAUGUCUCAAAAAGCCAAAGUUUGACUUUGGCCGAUUGAUGGAAAUGCAUGGGGAGGGAGCCACUGUCACAACCACAACCGAGGGAGCAGGAGAUGCAGGCACUAAAAUUGUUAGAGAUUCUUUUGAGCCACCUGUACAAGAAGAAGUAUGAAAUGGAAAUCAUGUUGUAUUGAAAUGAAAUAGCCUUGACAAA
Molecule: messenger RNA, 918 nt
Organism: Rhopilema esculentum
Lineage: Eukaryota; Metazoa; Cnidaria; Scyphozoa; Rhizostomeae; Rhizostomatidae
Product: small ribosomal subunit protein eS1
Biological process (GO): translation
Cellular component (GO): ribosome
Molecular function (GO): structural constituent of ribosome
Source: RefSeq, a predicted model, not a curated record